AAAAGUCAUGAGAUACAGAAGGGCAGUUCUCUCCUACUUACAACCAAUAUGUAUCGCACGACUGCGAACAAGACAGUUGCUUUCAGAGCAUCGAGACUGACAUCAACGGUUUUCAAAAUCGUCGAAUACGAUGAUAUAUACUCGGAACAUCCGUUCAUUUAUGCAAAAAUCGUUCCAGGAGUGAUCGUUCUCAUCGAUUCAGGGUGUGGAGGAGCGACAAAUGAUCCAACAAUCGAUGUGACGAGCUUACGCGAAUUUAUUGAAACUUGGCCUAUCGCUAACAACGAUGAUAAGCCUCUCAACGAGAAUGGAAGGUUCGAGUAUAUCGUUGUGUGCACACACUGUCAUUAUGAUCAUAUUCUUGCUUUGGAGCAAUUCUCAACAGACUCUCAAAUAUUGGCCUCUUCGUACUGCCCGUCAUUCCUUGCACCUGAGAAUCUCCCUCAAAACAGUCAAUGCAGACGGUUGAAGAUAUCUGUGCCGAAAUAUACGCCAACGCUAAUGGCUCACCAAUCAUGCGUUACUUUCGAAGGGAAGAACACAGGGCUCCAGAUAUUACACACGCCUGGACAUACACCGGAUGAACUUGCGCUAUGGGAUGCAAAGGAGUGUAUGCUAUACGUCGGCGACACCGUGUACGAAUGGGAGCCAGUUCUUUUCCCUCCAGAAGGAGACAUAGUCCAAUGGUUCGAGACGAUGGAUUCCCUAAUCGACUUCGUUCAAAAUGCGAACCAGUGCACUCCGCGCGAACCCGUGAAAAUCAAUUGUGGACACGACACAAGCAUGGCAGAUGCGUUGGAUGUCUUGGAGGAAGGAAGGUCAUUCUUGGCAGACGUGGUCGCAGGGAAGGAGCCUGUCAAGAAGCGCACGAAGGUCGAUGGUAUCAAGCUCGUUUCUUAUGCGCGUGCAGAUGGCAGAUUCAGUUUGCGAUGUCCGGAGAAGCUGGUAAUCGACGCUAGAGAGAGGAUGCCGAAUUUGCGUAUAUAG
Fomitiporia mediterranea MF3/22 is the source of this 987-nucleotide messenger RNA. RefSeq names its product Metallo-hydrolase/oxidoreductase. NCBI's taxonomy places the organism in Eukaryota, Fungi, Basidiomycota, Agaricomycetes, Hymenochaetales, Hymenochaetaceae. Bases 49 to 987 code for a protein of 312 amino acids. The record is from RefSeq and is a predicted model, not a curated record. The transcript is spliced from 2 exons.